Messenger RNA from Aspergillus heteromorphus CBS 117.55, 251 nucleotides. RefSeq lists its product as uncharacterized. The record is from RefSeq and is a predicted model, not a curated record. The transcript has a single exon. The annotation marks the transcript as partial. NCBI's taxonomy places the organism in Eukaryota, Fungi, Ascomycota, Eurotiomycetes, Eurotiales, Aspergillaceae.
ACGAGGCAUUUGGCUACCUUAAGAGAGUCAUUAGUUACUCCCGCCGUUUACCCGCGCUUGGUUGAAUUCUUCACUUUGACAUUCAGAGCACUGGGCAGAAAUCACAUUGCGUCAACACCACUUUCUGGCCAUCGCAAUGCUAUGUUUUAAUUAGACAGUCAGAUCCCCUUGUCCGUACCAGUUCUAAGUUGGUCGUUAAUCGCCCGCCGGACGGCCGAAGCCUGCCAAGGGCGUCCCCCACCCGGUGCUGG